Cercocebus atys (sooty mangabey) is the source of this 1249-nucleotide messenger RNA. It is a transcript of the gene IL31, whose product is annotated as interleukin 31. Bases 376 to 867 code for a protein of 163 amino acids. NCBI's taxonomy places the organism in Eukaryota, Metazoa, Chordata, Mammalia, Primates, Cercopithecidae. The record is from RefSeq and is a predicted model, not a curated record. Gene Ontology annotation, molecular function: cytokine activity; cytokine receptor binding. The transcript has 3 exons.
CCUGCUCCUUGGUGGUACGGUUGUGUCUGUCAACCCUGGGCUUCGAAAGUUUGUCUAGUCAAAUCAACAGGUUCCUUCCACGAAGAAAGGCAAAGAUGCAUGCAUGUGUCUUUUUGUGAAGUAUGUGUGUGUCUGAGUCAGGCAUCUGCCCACCUUGAGGGUAACCUCAGCAUUUCCUUUCAGCCCUUCCACUCAGCCGUGGCCAGCAGAACUUUGUGUGUUUUCUGGAGAAAAGCUGAGUAAAUGGUUUUGCCAUGGGCGGGACGCUGACUGCUCUUCCUCCUCACCCUGGCCCUUUAUAUAUCUCCAGGCAGCCAUGGCGAACACAUCUGGCUCCAGAAGCCCCCACCGAAGCUGGCCUUGCUCUCUCUCGCCAUGGCCUCUCACUCAGGCCCCGCGACGUCCGUGCUGUUUCUGCUCUGCUGCCUGGGAGGCUGGCUGACCUCCCACACGUUGCCCGUCCAUUUCCUACAACCAAGUGAUAUACAGAAAAUAGUCGAGGAAUUACAGUCCCUCUCGAAGAUGCUUUUGAAAGAUGUGAAGGAAGACAAGGGGGUGCUCGUGUCCCAGAAUUACACGCUGCCGUGUCUCACCCCUGACGCCCAGCCGCCAAACAUCAUCCACAGCCCAGCCAUCCGGGCAUAUCUCAAGACAAUCAGACAGUUAGACAACAGAUCUGUUAUUGAUGAGAUCAUAGAGCACCUCGACAAACUCAUAUUUCAAGAUGCACCAGAAACAAACAUUUCUGUGCCAACAGACACCCAUGAAUGUAAACGCUUCAUCCUGACUAUUUCUCAACAGUUUUCAGAGUGCAUGGACCUUGCAUUAAAAUCGUUGACUUCUGGAGCCCAGCAGGCCACCACUUAAGGCCAUCUCUUCCUUUUGGAAUGGCAGGAACUUAAGGAGCCUUAAAAAGAUGACUGACAGCUAAGUGUGGGAACUCUGCCGUGAUUCCUUAAGUACAUUUUUCCAGUGAAUAAUCUCAGUGACCCCUCAGAUGGGCUAGUCCUGGGAGGGCUGAGAUGUAAAUUUGUGAAUUACCUUGAAAAACAUUAGGUUAUAGUUAUUAGUCUUGGUAUUUAUGGAAUGUUUUUCUUCAGGAGGCUUAAAUCUUACUUAUGAUACCUUUGUGAGGGCAGGAGGUGGCAGCUAUGUUAAUUUAUUGAUAUUUAUUGUACUAAAAGUUGUUAAUGCUCCCUGCGGGAGCCCUUGGAAUCUAUUUAAUAAAUUAUAUUGAAUUUUUCUCAUA